AUGGAGUCGGAGUAUCCUCCGCUCCCCUCCAGACGCCUCUCACUACGACCAAACCAAGCAGCAGCGGACCCCCAGCUGCCCCGGCAAAAUACUAAUGAUAAUGCUGCGAUAUCCAGUUCUUCCGUAGAUCAACAAUUUCGCGGAAUGGAAGUAGCUCCCAAUGGCUCCAAAACCGUGUAUAAAAUCCUCUCGCGGGACGGCGAUGCCGUUCUCGAGUAUGUGGACACAGCCACUACCCGGUAUCGCUGGCAGGUGUCCAGCGACAGUCUGAGACGCAAUAGCCCCUUCUUUGCUGCCCUUUUAGACCCGAAUAAGUUUGCCGAGGGGAGGCUGUUUCAGGUAAAGGCAGUUCGAGUAAAGCAGCAGCCACAGCAGCAGCAGUCUUCAGCCGAGCAAACCGCCGAUCAAACAGAAGGACUCCCUCUAGUCGGCUUGAACGUGACUCGACUGACGGGCAAGCAUCGUAUAGAGAUUCUGGAGUUGUUCCUAAAAGUGAUACAGUCUUCGGAUGGUGACGAAUACCAAAAUGCACGGCUGGCGGAAGAAGUAGGCCAGCAGCCCAUAUCGGUCGUUGCCGGCGUACUGGAGAUUGCAGACCUGUUCAGCUCCUCAAGCAUUAUACAUGACACGUUGAAGCGGGCGGGCUAUGUGCCCUCGCUCAAGGGCAAAAUAUCCUUGUUAUCAUUCAGCUCGUCUUUGCUCAAGUUGAGCGAAGACCGAAUCCGGCAGAUUCUUUACGUUGCAUUGGUUCUGGAGAACCAAGCUGUGUUUCAAGUUUUGUCUCAUACUCUCAUAUUACUUGGAUCGACAAAUUGGAUAGACGGGCUUGGGGUUGGGAAGCAUGGUAGCCAUAGAUGGGCGUAUUUCCCGAAUGGCAUCGAGGAGGAGCUAUACUACAGACGACAAUGUAUAUUGAAUACAGUUACAGACCUACAAGCUCAUUUCCUGCGGGCCUUUGGCGCGUUGGAAGACGAUACCGAGCGUCAAACAGCUUAUUCCAAAACCAAUAUCCCCACCACGGCAGUAGUAUCAAAUACACGCCCAAUUCAAUGCCGCUGGGGAUUUAGCAACUCAAGGGCGUGUGAUUCGUUCCACCUGGGGGAAAUGGUCCGGUUCUUCUCACUAAGAUCCAAAACAAUCUUCCUGGGAUCUACAUUGAUUGAUCCGCAAAACGAGGUCGAUGUAGACGAAGAAAAUGAGGACGACGACGACGAGGAAGAACUCGAAGACAAUACCACUAGUAGUCCUAGUAUAGCUUCAACCGACAUCCCCUCCAUCACCGCCUCACUCCGCCAAAUCCCCGAUUAUCAAAUCGACCCAAACCACACGGGAUGCGGAAUCCGUCGGCGUCUACUCCCAGCACUCGACUGCAUUGACGGCUUUAUUGGCCACCGGCGAGCGCCCGUUGGCUUGAAGGAGAUUAGGUGCUGGAAACGGGGCUCCACCUCCUCUGACGACGCCUACCACAGACACAACAAUCCUGAUUCAUGGAAGGACAGUGGGCGACCGCCGGUCGAGAUGGUCGAUAUUCAUGCUUCGAAGAUUGUGGGGGUACGGACUGGUCGGCAGAAGGCUGUGGGGAAGAAGUCGUCUGCAGUGGGCAAUAAGCCAGGGGCGAUAGAACCGUUGUCACAGUCGUGGCCAAUAUCAUCCUUGAGAGGCUCUCCCGAGGCAGAGGCUAGGGUACUGUUUACCGCGAGGAAGAGGAGCUGGGAGAGUUGA
Talaromyces rugulosus is the source of this 1722-nucleotide messenger RNA. RefSeq lists its product as uncharacterized. The transcript has 2 exons. Bases 1 to 1722 code for a protein of 573 amino acids. NCBI's taxonomy places the organism in Eukaryota, Fungi, Ascomycota, Eurotiomycetes, Eurotiales, Trichocomaceae. The record is from RefSeq and is a predicted model, not a curated record.